Hibiscus syriacus is the source of this 485-nucleotide messenger RNA. RefSeq names its product heterogeneous nuclear ribonucleoprotein 1-like. Gene Ontology annotation, biological process: regulation of gene expression. Gene Ontology annotation, molecular function: RNA binding. The transcript is spliced from 3 exons. Gene Ontology annotation, cellular component: nucleoplasm. Lineage: Eukaryota; Viridiplantae; Streptophyta; Magnoliopsida; Malvales; Malvaceae. The coding region runs from base 59 to 337 and encodes 92 amino acids. The record is from RefSeq and is a predicted model, not a curated record.
CCUGGCACAAUUUCUUGAGCAUUUUGGUAAAUAUGGUGAAAUUAAGGAUUCUGUGAUAAUGAAGGACCGAAAAACGGGACAGCCUCGUGGGUUCGGGUUUGUGACUUAUGCAGAACGUUCUGUGGUUGAUAAAGUCAUUGAGGACACUCAUGUUAUUAAUGGGAAGCAAGUAGAGAUUAAGAGAACAAUACCAAAAGGAGCCACUGGAAGUAAAGAUUUCAAGACUAGGAAGAUUUUUGUAGGUGGAAUUCCUUCAACUGUAUCCGAAGAUGAUACCAAUAUCUUCCUUUCUUUAAUGCAUAUAACAUUAAAGCUUCACUCCGUUUGUCCAGAAUAACUUGAUUCAUCGUAGAUAUUUCACGUAAAUGUUAAUCUAUUUGGUGCAAAUUGACAGAUGAGUUCAAGGACUACUUUACACAAUAUGGAGAAGUCAGAGAACACCAAAUCAUGCGGGAUCGUGCCACCAAUCGUUCCCGUGGUUUUGG